Hyla sarda is the source of this 3521-nucleotide messenger RNA. RefSeq names its product Fli-1 proto-oncogene, ETS transcription factor (gene FLI1). Lineage: Eukaryota; Metazoa; Chordata; Amphibia; Anura; Hylidae. The transcript is spliced from 9 exons. The record is from RefSeq and is a predicted model, not a curated record. Gene Ontology annotation, biological process: regulation of transcription by RNA polymerase II; cell differentiation. The coding region runs from base 108 to 1463 and encodes 451 amino acids. Gene Ontology annotation, molecular function: DNA-binding transcription factor activity, RNA polymerase II-specific; sequence-specific DNA binding. Gene Ontology annotation, cellular component: nucleus.
GGCGGCAGAGACAGACGGGCAGGGGCAGAGGAAGCAGCGGGGCUGGGGCGCUGCGGGACCGGUUCAAUGUGCGGGACAUCACUGGCCUCUUCUGCAUUCAGCUUCCCAUGGACGGGACCAUCAAGGAAGCUCUGUCGGUGGUGAGUGACGACCAGUCCCUGUUUGAGUCGUCAUAUGGAGCAGCAUCCAAUAUACUGAAGGCAGAAAUGACAGCCUCUGGAAACCCGGACUAUGGCCAGCCCCAUAAAAUCAAUACGCUCCCCCCACAACAGGAGUGGAUCAACCAGCCAAUGCGGGUCAACAUUAAAAGGGAAUAUGAGCACAUGAAUGGAUCCAGAGAAUCUCCUGUCGACUGCAGUGUGAACAAAUGCAGUAAACUUAUUGGAUCGGAGAACAAUGGAAUGACUUACAACAGCUACAUGGAUGAAAAGAACGCUCCUCCACCCAACAUGACCACCAAUGAGAGGAGAGUCAUUGUGCCAGCAGAUCCCACCUUAUGGAGUCAGGAGCACGUGCGGCAAUGGCUAGAAUGGGCAAUUAAGGAAUAUGGACUGUUAGACAUUGAUUCAUCCCUUUUUCAGAAUAUGGAUGGCAAGGAUCUUUGUAAAAUGACAAAGGAGGAUUUCCAGCGUAUCACAUCUCUCUACAACACAGAAGUCCUACUUUCUCAUCUCAGCUACCUCAGGGAAAGUAUUUCAUCAAUGGGCUAUACUGCACCUUCACAUACAGAACAGGCUUCACGGGUGACUCCUAAGGAGGAUCCUUCCUAUGACACCGCCCGGAGAUCUGGAUGGGGAAAUAACGUCAACUCGCCUGUCACAAAAAGUCCCCCUAUUGGAGGCAACCAAAAUGUGAAUAAGAACGCAGAACAGCAACGGCCACAACCAGAUCCCUAUCAAAUCCUGGGUCCCACAAGCAGCAGGCUGGCUAAUCCAGGGAGUGGUCAGAUCCAGCUAUGGCAGUUUCUUCUCGAGUUGCUGUCGGACAGUGCCAACGCCAGCUGCAUCACCUGGGAGGGCACAAAUGGAGAAUUCAAAAUGACAGAUCCAGACGAGGUGGCACGUAGAUGGGGUGAAAGAAAAAGCAAGCCAAACAUGAACUAUGACAAGCUGAGCCGGGCACUGAGAUAUUAUUAUGACAAAAAUAUUAUGACUAAAGUCCACGGGAAGCGCUACGCUUAUAAAUUUGACUUUCAUGGCAUUGCUCAAGCUCUACAGCCUCAUCCCACUGAGACAUCUGUGUACAAAUACCCAUCAGAGUUCUCAUACAUGCCAACCUACCACACUCACCAGCAAAAGGUUAACUUCGUCCCUUCACAUCCCUCAUCAAUGCCGGUCACGUCUUCUGGCUUCUUUGGUGCAUCCUCAUCUUACUGGAGUUCUCCAAAUGCAAACCUAUACCCUAAUCCCAAUGUCCCGCGGCACCCCAACAGCCACGUACAGCCGCACCUGGGCUUCUACUAGACUCAAUCUACAACUCAACAUAAAUUUAUGGUUGCCUUGAUGGAAAACAUCUCAUUUUGGAAGGGGAGAUAAAAAGUGUCCUUAAAGACUAAGAAAUUGAACUCAUAUCAGUAUUAUUUGUUCUCAGCUCCCCUCCCUGCCUUAAUGGAUCUUUAUGAGCCAGUAUUAAUUCAAGCUUGUUCUUGCUAGGAAAUGCAAGUCAAAUAGCUUGAACCCAAGGAUGUGAUAAGGUAGUGGUGUAAGCAGCACAUAACAAUGAUCCAAGCAAAUGAUUUGCAUUAGACUUAUCUUAAUAUUGUUUUCUAUGCAUUUCAGAACUUUAUAUUUUUUUACUUUUUGUGUUUUAAAAACAAAACGCACUGGAUGGCAAUAUGGAAAGGCUUUAAACUAACUGGAAAUGCAAAAAUCUCAAUGGGUAUAUCGCCAAAUAAUAGUGUACAAGGCAGCCCUGAAUCACACUGCUCUUAAUAGACAACGCAGGACACACCUAGGUGAUGGUCUAAAUAAAAUUGGAAAUUUUACUUUAUUGAAGGGGCUUUACGGUUGGUUUGCUAUACAUAAAGCUGGUCAUAAAAAAAGAGUGGUCAUUUUGUAACAUAGGGGAGGGAUCCUUAAUUGUGUAUAGUACUUGCAGAUAAAAUCCCAUUCUCAAAUAGUAAUACAUUGUAAUACAUUGUACUACAUUGCUGGUAAUACAUCAGUCUUGCUGCAAACAAUGCAUAAGUUUGCCACUGGAUGUGAGUGGGGUUUCAUCCAUCAGCACUAUCUGCAACACUGGACCCUACACUAAACCUUGUUUUUAACUUGCAGUGUCCUCCAAUUCUGUGGAUGCACCUGAAGAGUAAAGAAUGUAGGAUUUUACUCUGGUUGCCAAUGCUAUGUAUAUAGUGAUGCCUCUAAUCUUUACUAGAUCUACUUUUAAACACAUACACUAUAUUACAUGUGUGAAGUUUAGUAAGCAUUGUUUUUUCUCUCUUCUUUUUGUACUUUUUCCUGGACAUAGUCAUGAAAACCAGAGUGAUAAACUCCAGUCUUUACACUGCAGGAUGCAUUCUGAAUACUGUAGAAUACAGUUUUCAAUAAAAGUUCUUCUAUAAUAUUUCCUGCUUCUGGGUUCAAGCUGGACGUCCCCUAGAUUAUGUAGCUAGGACAUAUAUAUAUAUAGUUUUUUAUAUUUUUGUGUUAAAAUAACCAAACACCAGUAUCAGGCUAGGUUCCCAUAUGCGUUGUAGGCUCCGUUUGGGGCCUUUGUUGUAGAAUCUGCUUGAAUAACGGGACAAAAAACACUACAUGCAGUAUUUCUUUGUCCCGUUAGACUCUUGCAAAAAUGACUGGCAUCAGCGUGUAACGCAACAGAACCCAUUAAAGUCAAUAGGGUCUGUCAGGCUCCAUUUGUGUUUGUUGUGCAGCACUUCAGCCAGCUCCUUUUACCAGUGCCAAAUGCAAUCUAAGUAAGGAGGCCCCCAGAAUAUUGUCAACCAGAACUUUCUAUCAAAGGACUCCUUGAUGAAGGAGCCUGAAUAUUUUAAAAGCUUGCAAAUAUAUUUAAUGUUACAGCUUGGUGCAUCCAAGUCAGAAGGCAACUAUGUCAGAUUGUUUAGAAAUCCCAUGUCUGCCUAUACCAAAAGAGAGCACCAGAUGGGAUAACACAUCCACAUUUUUUCGUCUGGCUUUACUAUCCUGGAUGGCUUUGGAUCAUAGGACAUACCUGAACCCAGCCUAACAGGCUCUGUAACACACUCUUUUGUAGUACAUUGUAGACAGGGCAGAAUAGGACACUUUUUGUCAGGAAACAGUAGAAAUCACUAGAAAUAAAAAAUAAUUUAAUAUUUGGUCAUGUUAUUAAACAUAAAUUCAGGGACGGACUCCAAGAAUUAUGAAGCCUAUAGGACAUGAGCCAUACAAAAGCAAUGUGAAAGGCUUCACUUUUUCACGUCAGAGGAUGCAAAGAUUGGUGCGCUUUCACCAAUACAACGCACAGGACACUGAACACAUAUUAAAGGGGUACUCCACUGGGCAGCAUUCGGAACUAAAUGUUCUGAAUGCUGUUUUUGCGCU